CUUCAGUCGCAGUUUGGACACGAUUUCGGGACUGGGGCUGGUAAUCUGACGAUGGAAGUCUUUGCCAUUUCCAGUUCAUUUUCUGAUGUUAAUGUCAGUGUGGACGCGUGAUUUCUCUCUGAUAUUCUCCUCUGAUCUACUAUGUGCCGCGUCUGAUUCCUCGAGCGUGUUCGUCGCGCACAGAGCACAGAGGACAAAGAGUUUAAGAGAUCCAUGGCCGCGCGUUCGCGAAACUGUUUGUGCUUUCUAAACUUCAUCAGGUUGAUGAUGACGUCGUGAUGUUGCAAAAAGGCAGGGUGUCGCGAGCAACAAAGUGAUUCGCGAGAGAGUAAGACGAAUUCCUCGCGAUAUGGAGUCGAUCAGAAAAUGGUUCUACAGACCUAAGAAAGACGACACGAGUUUAUUAGCUCAAUUCUUUUACGCUGACGAAUCCCUGAACGCUGUGGCUUGUGAACUAGAUUCUUUUGAUGGCCGCCAAGAACCAGAAAGAUGCACGUCUUUGGUAAAUCAACUUCGUCAUUGCCAAGACAAGGUCUUGACGAUAUGCAAUCAGAUCAUGGAUGAUCUAAUCCCAGAUAGCAGGGCUAAUCGGGAUUUUCGAGUAAAAUUUCCUGACGACGUGAUGCAGGAAAAUCUGGCGGGGCAGCUGUGGUUCGGCGCUGAAUGUCUGGCAGCUGGAUCGUCAAUCAUGAAUCGAGAAGCUGAAAGUUCUGCAAUGAGACCAUUGGCGAAGGCUCUCACAAAGUCGCUCGAAAUUGUUAGGAAUCUGUUGAGAGAACAUGCAUUAAAAGGCCAUUUGAAUCUAAAGUAUCUUUCUCAGGUUCAGAAUCCACUGGAGCCUUCGAUAGAAAAGCUGAUAGAGUCUUUAAAGAUCUUUGAUCGACUAUUUGCCGAUUUUGAACUCUGUUACGUUGGAGCAAUGGUGCCAGUGAAGUCGACAAAAGAGUAUGAACAACAGGAACUCGUGUGCGUUUUAUUCUCGGAAACUCUUCAAAGAGCUCUCGAAAGAGGAUUAUUGAACCAGGCGGACGUGGAUAACUACGAGCCGGCCUUGAUGUUUACUAUUCCACGUUUAGCUAUUGUUUCUGGCUUAUUAGCACCACCUGGAGGACCUCUCUGUCUAAAUUCUCCCGAGAAUAUUAGCGAAAUGUUUAGACCCUUUAGGACUCUUCUCCUCAAAAUCAGAGAACUCCUCUGGACUCUAAACAACCGAGAACUCUACAUGCUCGAAAAACUUCUCUGUUCGAAUGAAGAGCCAUCGGCAUCAAUGACUCAAACUGGUACUACGACGUGCCAGGACGUUCCCGAUCUCGAAGAAUUCGUUCACAAUUUUUAUACCGGCUACCCAAAUUGCAAAGACUUUAUCGUGGAUUUCUAUACAGUGACGCGAAAUACAGGCAGCAAUAUGGACGAAGUCGCCAAUGACGUGGUUCAAAUUUUGGACCAAGGGAGUGGACAAAUUGACUUGUCUGAUGAGGUUGAGAAGCGACAAAAGGACGAGGAGAAAACGAGGAUUUGCAAUGGUGUUGGAGUACCGAAGGAGGAAGAGAAUAUUUCUGAAAAUUAUUCACAUGAGGUCGAGGUUUCCGAAAUUAAAGCUCCAGUGGAGCGACAAGACAUUCCACGUAGUUUAAGACAGACAAGUUCCGACAGCAGCUCUUCCAGUGGUCAAGAAAAUUACGUUCACAGAGAAGGAGUCGACAAUUAUCUGAGUUCAGAUAUAACGCAGAUGCUCGGGAGUUCAGAGAGCAUUGAGGUUCCGCAAACUCAGUAUUUACUGAAUCAAGUUUCCCAUGAGAAUAAUGUUACAGGUGAGACAGUGCACAUUCAGAAUUCGUUGCCUGAUUUAGAUUCCAAACGGCUUAUAUCUGCGGCGAACAAGACACUUUCCAAUCUCCUACUGGACGGGGAAUCUCUGAAUGAGAUUUCGGAACAGACUGAUUCGGGAAUCUGCACAGUGAUAUCUUCAGAAAAUACGAGUCUUUAUGACAAAAGUCCCGAGGAGAAGAAGACCUUUGCGAACGAAAUAGAACCCGACGAGGGUCAAAGUUUCGAGGGUGAAGACACGGAAGAAAAUACAAGCUACUCUUGUUCAAAUUUAAACUCUCCGAAGAGAAAAAAUUCUACAAUUUCGGAAAAUUCCUGUAUUUGCAGUCUGCGAAGCGCAAAAGGCAUGGAGCAUUCGAUAGAAGUUUCCGCCCUGACGACCAAUGGCGUCGAGCCAGCGAAAAACGGAACCAGGAUAUCGUCGACUUUUGAUGGAUCAAACGAAGAGUUUAUUGGCGUUGCUUACGGAAAUGGUCAGAUUUCGGUUUGCGACUCGAACCAACCUAGUUUUCAGAUAAACUACUCUGAGAACUGGGAGAAUCUGAACCUCAAUAUAGACGCCUCGUCUUCCAGGAAGGAAUUCUGGAACGAUCUCAAGUGUGAGAACUGCCCUUCGACUUCACAAAACAUUGAAAAGAUUGGCAACAAGAUUGACAAGUUUGCGAGGGAAAAGAUUAUAGCCAAGAGAUCGAGGGAGGAGAAACAGAGGAAACGACUGCGUAAAUAUGAGAGAAAAAGUGAUCAUAAGGCUAAUAUGGAACCGCGACAGAGUAUCUCAUUUAAUAUUCAGAGCAUUCAUCUGCCCACGAGUACUGAAAGUUCUCGCUCGAAUUCAACUGACCGUCUUAAUCCUAGAUUGAUGAGCUUGGGCGCGAGUUUGCAUCCUAGUCAAAACACGAGGCAAAUGCCCAACUUUGGCAGUCACAGUCCUCAUUCGAGUCCAAGACUGCAGCACUUUGAGGCCCGAGGAAGUGUCAAUCCAGGUCGACAAACUUCUGGAAUCUCCCAAAGAAUACACCGAAACUCGUCGUCUCAGAAUAAAAAAUUGCUCGAUCAUAGAAGAUCGAAGUCGGAGAAAAUUGCAAGAAUGAAGAGGAAAGACUCUGAUAAGAGAGACAAGUAUGAGAGGAUGAAUGUAAGAUCGAAACAUGCAAAGAGAAGGGCAAGUGUUCAAAGCUCAAGUGAAUUAAUAAACGAUGGUUUGGGACCAAGAACUGAUAAAAGUGGUUUAGUUGUGGAGCCAAACUCGCUGGUAGAACCACCACCACUCCGGUACCAUGAGCAUCAGGAUUCUCGAAGAUAUGCGAGACCUGUACUCAUCAGCACUUCCAUCAUUUCCAAAGUUCAGGCUUCGACUCUUGAACAUGCUCUGGCUCAGAGAGCGGAUUUGGACUCUAGUUCCAGUUGUUCCAGUUGUUGUGAAUCGAGUUCAGAGACUAGCGAAUUCCAAAGCGAUUGCCAGGAUGAUGAAGAGAUCGCACUGGCUAUGCAAGCUGCUGAAAUAGCAAACAGGAAUCAGAUACGAGCAAAGUUUAGAUCUUCCGAAGAUCUGGUCCAUAGAUUAUUCGUGUGCAUCGCAGGCGUUGCUGAUCAGUUACAAACCAAUUUCGCUUCGGACCUUCGCAAUAUUCUAAAGUGCGUUUUCCUCAUGAAUAGCAGCCAGACAACUGAGGAUCCAAAGGAAGAAGAGCCCGUGAAUCCUACCGAGCCAGAGAGAACUUUUCCAGAUUCGUUGAAUUCAACCGAAAAUUCGGAACACCAAGACAUGCGUGAAGACGAAGAUGAAAUAGUGACAACUCCGCCGACAAAUGAAAGAGUUUCCCCCACGACUGAAAGAGGCGAGGAAUGUGUGGAGCGGGCUCCAGCGUGGGUUCCGGAUAAUGAUGCGCCAAGGUGCAUGGCUUGCCAGGCGGGAUUCACAGUUGUACGACGCAGACAUCAUUGUAGAAAUUGUGGCAAUGUAUUUUGUGGCCGCUGCAGCAGCAACAAUGUCCCCUUGCCACGUUAUGGACACACAAAGCCAGUGCGAGUUUGCAAUAGGUGUUUCCUAUACCAAGUGACACCAUUCACUGUCUCUCAGGUGACGCCCACCAGCUGAAGGUUUUCCAUGUGAUUUUUGUCUUGGGUAAUUGUACGCUGACUCUUGCUGUUGAAAUGAAAUUUGUCGAUCGUUGAAACCCACGAGAGAAAAAUAAACGCAUGUUAAACGAGGCCUUUUUUUAAAACGGGACCACCUUUUCAAUCGGGGACUCGAUGCUAUAAUUAAUAUCUUGAUUUUUCUCUUUUUUUAAGGAGUCAAUCGAUUAAAAUUAAAAGGCACAAGUAAGGACAAAAAAAAAUUUCGUUUCAACGCAACUUUCGACAGAAAGGUUUCACACAAUUUACUCGCGAGUCUGAAGGAAAAUUAUAGAGAAAAAUUUCACAAUCGAGAGGUACCGGUAAAAGAUGUCUAUUUCGGAUGAAGAUUAUUUGUAUCUAAAAGCAAGUUAGUAAUGAGUUUGGGCUGUGUUAUUGAUUUAUUAUUGUAUAUAAAAAAAAGUCAUGAAAAACUCAAAGAUCUUGUACAAAUAAACGACAUUCGCAAUCUGUGAACAAUUCCAACUGAUAAUUUUCUUGAAAACACGCAGGGGGGAAAGUGUGUGCAACAACCAAAGUCGGUGUAUGAAAAAUGGCGAAUAACGAGGCUCGCGUUUUGCGAUUUAUUCUCGAAUCGUAGUUCGUGGUAGAAAUAUGCUUGUAAAUUUAACGCUUACGUCGAUUCGCUAACAAUCAUUAAUUUAACAUGUUUAUAUGUCAUUUCUCUGAGAGAAAAAAGAAACUAGUGAUUAGAAAAGGGAAAAUGGAAGCUGUGUGACAAGUCACGUCGAGAGUAGAUUCUUUGAUCGUUAUUAGAAUAAUUAUAGAAUCGUUCUUACUGUAAAACAACGACUUUGGCUAGCUGAUUUUUUCCACAAGUUCUGGAAAGUUUGAUCAGACAUGACUUUCGAUUUUAAUUCUUUAAUCUAGUUACGCAUAAUCCAGUGAGUGAUUGAAUGUACAUACGUAAAUACGCAUAGCGGUAUUAAAAAAUGAAAAAAAAAUGUUUGUAUAUGAAGGUGACGAAUUAUUCAAGUAUUAGGUAUCAAGAAUGAUUUUACUGGAAUCAGGAUGUCUACCGAUCGCGGAAAUUAUAAAAGAUAUAUUAAGUCAAUAAUUUCUUUAAGUUUAAUAUUUAAGUGCAAUCUUAAGCUUGUAAGUUGACUCACAAUCUGUAGACAUCCUGAGAAUAAAUAAUCAUUUCUAAGCACCACACAACUGUCUGCAACGGGUAUUUGCUAAAUUAAAAAAUGAUCAACAAUAAAUAGUCUCUAUAUUUCCGAAGGUCUUGUUUUUUAAAGAUAUUUUAUUUUUGGUAGAUACCCGGCAGAAAAUGUGCAUUUGGAUAAAAAAAGACUGUUUGAAUGUAGAUGUCAAAAUAUUUCGCGACUAACUCAACGCCUAGACUUUUUAUCGAUUAUGAAAUUAAAUAAGAUUAGGUUAUUCGUAAAUUGCAUUCUCUCUGAAUUUAGUAAAGUUUAGAAAUUUAAAAAAAAAAUAUUUCCUUGAAAGCUGUCGAUAAAACGCGAAUUGUGGCCUACACUUUUUCAUAAACUUUAGAAUUUAGGCUUUUAAAAUUCACUCGUUGAGCGUCCAUUUCCGUUGUAUUCAAAAUUGUAAAUUAAAAUUGUAUUAAAUAAGCGAGUGGUGUCGUAUUUAUCGAGUCACGGCACUGUUGCACAGAUUGAACAUGUAUGUUUUGUAAAGUCCGGAUGAUAAAAAAAUGGACGAUUUAGUAGUGUGCAUACCUGUGUUUACACGCUAUUUUUUUUUAUAAUUUCAGAGGUGUAAAUAAUUUUAUCCAUAUCGAGAGAGAAGAAUUCCAAUAAUAGUCACUGUGGCAAUUUGUUUUUGUUAAAAAGUCUCAAAACAGAAGGUUUUUAAAAGCUCGAAAAGACAUUUAUUUUAUCCAUUUUUAUUGAUACGAAAAAGUAAGAGAGUUUUAAAUCAGACUCGAAAUGUGAUGAUGAAAACUGCGUACGUAUAAUGUAAAAACGUUUAGAAGUGUACUAUUUUUUAAUUCUUUGAUGGCGAUGAGAAACUUGUAGAUUCAGGUACGACGAUAAAAUCGUCAAAAACUAAUUCAAAAUGAAACACUCAAAUAUAUAGUUGGAUUUCUCGAAUGUGUGUAACAUGUAUGCAUCUUUGCUGAUAAAAGUUAUCAAAUUCACGUGCCCAAAGCGGAGCUUUUUCUCUUGUAUAAGAAAGCUAAAAAUUGCAUGAUUAUAAUCGUAAGCUACAAAAAAGACAGAUUAAGCAAUGUUUAUAAAGCUUGAAAAAAAUGCGAAAAAUCGAAAUCCUGAAAAUGGAUGAAUUAUUUUUUACACAAAGCCUUAUAUGGAGUUUGUUCUUUGAGGUAAAAACCCAAGUGAAUUCCUGAAUGGUUCUUCGAUAAAAAAUGGAUCAAAAGUGGAUAUUGGAUGCAUGCAGUGUAAUUUGCGAAAAUAUGUUUGAAAGUAUUGUUUCACAAAAUGAAUGAUUUGAGAGUAUUGUGAGAAUUAAAUUUAUAAACAAUUCCGUUUUACGAUCUUCUACUUGUCUUUGUUUUUAUUUUCAUUAGCGAAAAACAUUUUGAAAUGUUUAAACUACCCAAUUUCUCCCUGUGCCUAAUAUUAAAGAAUUAUCCUGCGAAACAAAAGGAUAAAAUAUUCAAUAAAUGUGUAAUAUGCCAAUUAGUUAAGAGAUUUGGACUUACGGAAGUUGUAGAGCGUAUCUCUGAAUUAUUUUUAUAUUAUUUUUCUGUGUCUGUGUGCGUGUGUAUAUAUAUAUUUUUUUUCUCUUAAAAUUGCAUUAAUAUCGAUCCCUUUAGAAAAGUAUAAAAAUGAUAGUUUCAGUAUUAAUGUGUAAUAUUUACUGCUAAGAGUAACUUUUGGUGACAUUAAGUAAAAUAAAUAGGCUUUUUUAUUUCAGCCAACUAUUUCCUGUUUUGUAAGGUUUAGUAAACAUUUUGAAAUUCAGUGGAACGAUGCAAAUGCAAAGAGGUCAGAAAAAAAGGCACUUUCUUAGUAAAAAAACUGUAUGUGCAAAAACAAGAUGUUUGUGAUUAUUGAGUGUAAUGCAUAUAAUUGUGUGAGAGAGAAUCGUAUCACCGACAUAUUAUGCGAUUAAUGUAAUCUCUGGUUUUGGUCAUGAACUUUUAAAGAUACAGAAUGUAAAUAAAAUUUGUUAUUCAAG
Belonocnema kinseyi is the source of this 7077-nucleotide messenger RNA. Its product is annotated as lateral signaling target protein 2 homolog. The record is from RefSeq and is a predicted model, not a curated record. Gene Ontology annotation, molecular function: metal ion binding. NCBI's taxonomy places the organism in Eukaryota, Metazoa, Arthropoda, Insecta, Hymenoptera, Cynipidae. Gene Ontology annotation, cellular component: early endosome membrane. The transcript is spliced from 6 exons. Bases 350 to 3925 code for a protein of 1191 amino acids.